Messenger RNA from Esox lucius (northern pike), 5338 nucleotides. RefSeq names its product trichohyalin. The transcript has 5 exons. The annotation marks the transcript as partial. NCBI's taxonomy places the organism in Eukaryota, Metazoa, Chordata, Actinopteri, Esociformes, Esocidae. Gene Ontology annotation, cellular component: cytoskeleton. Gene Ontology annotation, biological process: regulation of apoptotic process. The record is from RefSeq and is a predicted model, not a curated record.
AGAGAUUAUAUAAAAUAUUUACAAAACAUAUUUCUUGCCUGUGUGUCUGCCUGCGCCACUAAUCCUUUAUGACUGCAACACCUAUACCAACACCGUAUUGGACCAGGUCCCUUUUUACAAAGGAGACCUCCACACAAGAUUGGAAGAGGCAAACAUGGCAGACUCAAGAGACAAUGUGGGAGACUUCUUGGAGGAGUUCAGAGAGCAGAUCAUAGCACGGGUGACAUUAGCUCGUCCCAUAGCAGACGCUGUGAUCUCACAACAUCUGAUCUCACAACCAUGGAUUGCUGAAGAGCUGGCCCACAGCAUCCGUGCUGCCCAGAACACACAAGAACAGAUGAGGGCACUAUUUGAAGUCCUAGCGAGAGAGACUGCACAAGCCAAACUUGCAUUCCAUCUGAUACUGACACUCAAUGAGCCUGAACUCAUGGAUGAGCUAGAGCAGAGACAACGUAACAGUAAGACAACACAGACAGGACAGGAGCCAACGCAUGAAGAUGCCAGACAAUCACAGGACACAAAAACACAGAAAGUUGAAAUACAGAGAAAAAAGGACUCACUUAAGAGACGACGACAAGAAACAAUGCAAGCAAUUGAGGAGAUUGAAAAACUUUGGGAGGGGUCAAAAAGAGAAAGAAAUGAUACUGACUACAUGAAAGGAAAGAUUAAGCAACAACAAGAUGAAAUCGAAAAGCUAAUAGCUGAAAAACACGAGCAAAACACAAAAAUGGAGCUGAUGAGAAUGGAGAUGGAGAAUGUGAAUAAAAAACUAGAACAGAACAAAGAGGAAAUAAAUAUAGAGAAAGAACGAAUUAGACAAAUCUGGGCUGAUGUCCAAAAUGAGAAAGACAUUCUGGAGAGAAGACGCAAUGAGACCAUUAAUGAGAGACAGAGUUUGGAAUUGAUUAAAUAUGAGACAUUGAAAGCAAAAGAGGAGAUGGAGCAAUGCAGGGAAACGACAAAAAAAGACCAGGAGAAAAUGGAAUGGAUGAAAUCUGACCUUCAGCGACAGAUAGAGGAAAUAGAAAUAAGAAUUGCAGAAACAAAUCAAGCAAAAGAGAAAAUGGAAGAGAUAAGAGCGAUGGUACACAGGGAGAGAGAUCAGCUGGAGACCAAAAGGAAUGAUAUCAAAAGAAAAACAGAACAAUUUGAGCAGAUUAAAAAUGAGAUAAAUAAAGUAAAAGAAGAGAUGGAGAGGAGGUGGUUUGAAACUGAAAAAGAAGAGCUUGAGCAGAGAACUAGGAUCAAGCAAGAGAAAGAUGAACUGGCAAUUGUACAAGCUGAGCUACAGAGGGCUAAAGAAGAGAUGGCUCAAAGCAGGGAAAAGACCAACCAAGAGAAAGACCAGAUAAACGAAAUGAAAACAGAGAUUAAUUUAGAAAAGAAUUUACUUGAGAAGGACAAACAAGAGACAUUAAGAAAACAAAAAGAGUUGGAGCAGAUUAGGUAUGCAAUUCAAUUGGAAACAGAGGAAAUGAAUCAAAACAGAGAAGUGGCAAAGCGAGAGAACAAAACGCUGGAACAGAGGAAAGUUGAUCUGCAGAGAAAAAUGGAAAAGAUUGAGAAAAGAAUGAAGGAAACAAAGAUAGAAAAUGAUCGAAUGGAACAGGUAAAAGCAGAUAUACAGAGAGCGAAAGAGGCACUGGAGAAACAAAGAGAUGACACCAUAAGAUUGAAGGAGGAAAUGGAAAAAAGAAGGUAUGAGACAGUCAAGGAGGAGCUGGAGCAAAGGGCUGAAAUACAGAAGGAGGGGGAACAAGUGGAAAGGCUGAAGUUUGAAAUACAGAAAGCCAGGGAGGUUGAAAAAACAAGACUAGACAUAGAGAGAGCUCAAGCCAAAAAGUUGGUUGAAGAAGUAAAGCGACAGAGAGAAGAGAUAGAACUAUUAAGUGCUGAAAUUCAGAAUGAAAAAGAAAACCUGGAGAGGAAAAAACAAGAUUUAAUGAGAGAGAGAAAAGAGUUGGAAAGGACACACUUUGAAACAAUGAAAAUAAAAGAGGAGACUGAGCAAAGCAGGGAGAUCACAAAAAGAGAAAAAGAUGAAAUGGCAGAAAUGAAAAUGAAUAUACAGAAACAGAUAGAAGAUAUAGAAGCUAAAGUUACGGAAACAAAACAAGCAAAAGAAAAAAUGGAAGAAAUACAUGCAGAGAUACAGAGAGAAAGGGACAAUUUGGAGGGUAUAAGAACAAAGACAAAGAAAGAGAUAGAGCAUUAUGAAGAGAUUAGGUAUGAAAUAAUUCAAUUAAAAGAGGAAAUGGAGAGAAGAUUUUGCGAAGCUGAGAAAACAGAGUUGGAAAAGAAAGCAAUAUCACAGUGCGAGAAAGAAUUACUAGAAAAGUUGAAGGAGGAAAUACAGGAAGUCCAGGGUGAAAUAGAAAAAAGAAAGUUGGAAAUUCAGCAAGAAAAAGAAAACCUGGAAAAUAUAAAAGUAAAUGUUGAAAAAGAAAAACAAAUGGCAGAGAAAAAAUCUAAAGAGGCCAAAAUUAAAAAUGAGGACCUAAUAGAAAUGGAGCAAAAACUUCAGGAAGAAAAGAAAGACAUUCAGAAGAGCAAAGAAGUCACAAAGCAAGAGAAGGAAGAGGUCAUAGAGAUGAAGGCUGAACUCCAAAAACAAAUGAAAGAAAUGGAGAACUGUAUGAUGGAGGCGAAGAGAGCAAAAGAGGAGGUGACUCAGGAAAAGCUACAGCUGGAAAAGCAAAGGAAUGAGGUUGGAAGAGUAAAAGCUGAAAUUGAGAGACAAAAAUAUGAAGUUGUGAAAGAAGAAAUUGAACAACGAGCUGAGAUUCAAAGAGAAAGAGACAUUUUGGAAAAAAUAAGAGAUAAGAUACAGAGAUCUAAAGAGGAGUAUGAAAAAAUAAAGCUUCAGAAUAAGGAAGGUGAUUUACAAAAGAAGACAGAAGAAGCAAAGCAAGACAGAGAGAUACUAGAGAAAAUUAAAAUAGAGGUUUUGUCAGAACGGGCUGUCUUGGAAAGACAACGUCUUGAAACCAACCGAGAAAGAGAGGACCUGGAAUUGCUUCGGUGUAAGACACUAAAGGAAAAGCAGGAGAUUGAGAGAAGGAGAAAUGAAACUGCCAAGGAAGAGUUUGAACAUAGAGCUCACAUUCAGAGAGAAAGAGAGGAGAUAGAGCAAACCAAGAAGGAAAUACAGAGGGAGUUAAAACAAGCAAGGGAUACCUCUAAUCAAGAGAGAGACAAAGUUGAACGGAUGAAGGUUGAAAUACAGAACCAGCGUGAGGAAAUGACAAGAACAAUUAAGAAAACAAAGCAAGCCAGAGACGUGAUGGAACAGAUGAAAGAAGAAAUUCUGAAAGAAAAAGAACUUUUGGAUAGAAUGAAAGAGGAAACAAUGAAAGAGAAAGAACCAUAUGAAAAGGUAAGGUAUGAGCUGAAUAGGGUAAAAGAAGAUAUGGAAAAGAUUUGGGAUGAUGUAGAGAGGGAGGAACAGGAAGAAAAACAAAAACUGCUGAAAGAAAAGAUGGAGCUGAAUAAGAGAAUGGAGGAAAUAAAGAAAGAGAUGAACCAGAUAGAAUCAAUGAAACUUGACCUACAGAAACAAAGAGAUGAGAUUGAAGAAAGGAUGGAGAAAACAAAGAGAGAGACGGACAAGCUAGAACAGACAAAGGCUGAGAUACAAAGACAAAAAGAGGACAUUGAAAACAAGAUGGCAAAAACUAAGAGUGAGAAAGAGGAGAUGGAAAGGAUGAAAUCUGAGAUACAGAGGCAAAAAGAGGAAAUUGACAUAAAAAUGCAACAAGCUAAGACAGAAAUGGAUAAGAUGCAAAGACUGAGGGAAGACAUCCAGAGACAAAGACAGGAUAUUGAGGACAAGAUACAAAAGACCAAGAGAGAAAUAGGAGAGUUGGAACUAGUGAAGAAUGAGAUACAAAUGAAGAAAAAGGACCUUGAACAGAGGAUGAGAAAGACCUUGAGACAAAAAGAAGAAAUGGAAAAGAUUAAGAAGGAAAUAGAGAAAGCUAAAAAAGAGAUGGAACAAAGAAGGGAAGAGAGCAAAAGGGAGAAACAUGCAAUUGAACAGGCAAAGGCUGAAAUAGAAAGAGCCAAAGAGGAACUGGAGAUUCGUAUGGAAGAGAGCUUUGAAAACAUUGAUGAGAAGGAUCAAUUGAAUGCUGAGAUACAGAGAUUAAUCCAAGAGGUGGAGCGAACCAGAGAAAUGGUACGACAAACAAAAGUAUCAAUGGAAAACAGGAUGGAAGAAAGCAAUAUGGAGAUGGGUUACAAAGACAGAGUGAAUGCUGAAAUCCAGAGAUUGAUUCUAGAGGUGGAACAAACCAGGGAGGUGUUAAGAAGGGUGAAAGAAGAAAUGGAACAGAGCAAGGAAGAAUUAAAGGGAGAAAAGGACAAAAUCAGACAGAUGAAGACAGAGGCACAAAAAAGAAGAAAGGAGCUAGACCAAAGGAUGGAGAAGAUUCUGCGAGAGCGGGAUGAAUUAGAACUGAUGAAGGCAAAAAUACAGAGGCUAAAAGAAGAGCUGGAAAUCAAGAGAGAACAAGUAAAGACUGAGAGUGAAAAGAUAGAACAGACGAAAGAAGAAAUACAAAGAGCUGUUACAGAAAUAGAAGUAGCAAGGGAGGAGAUACAAAAGGCCAAAGGGAAGAUGGAGGAGGGCAGUGCAAUUAAAGAGAAGAGAUGUGAAGCAGUGAAAGAGGAGCUUGACCAACAAGAUGACAUUAAAAGACAAAAAGAAAUGUUGGACAAAAUAAGAGAUGAGAUACAGAAAGCUAAAGAGGAGUAUGAAAAAAUCAAACUUCAGAAUGAGAAAGUGGAUUUACAAAAGAUGAUGGAGGAAGCCAAGCAAGAUAGCGAGAUGCUACAGCAACUAAAAAAAGAAAGAGAGGACCUGGAAUUGCUUCGGUGUGAGACACUAAAGGAAAAGCAGGAGAUUGAGAGAAGGAGAAAUGAAACUGCCAAGGAAGAGUUUGAACAUAGAGCUCACAUUCAGAGAGAAAGAGAGGAGAUAGAGCAAACCAAGAAGGAAAUACAGAGGGAGUUAAAACAAGCAAGGGAUACCUCUAAUCAAGAGAGAGACAAAGUUGAACGGAUGAAGGUUGAAAUACAGAACCAGCGUGAGGAAAUGACAAGAACAAUUAAGAAAACAAAGCAAGCCAGAGACGUGAUGGAACAGAUGAAAGAAGAUAUUCUAAGAGAAAAUGAACUAUUGGAGAGAAUAAGCGAGAAAACGAAGAGGGAAAGAGAACAAUAUGAAAAAGUAAGAUAUGAGCUAACUAGAGUAAAAGAAGAGAUGGAGAAGAUCUGGGACAAUGUAGAGAGGGAGGACCGUGAAAAGACAGCCAAACUGAAAAAAGAAAAGGUGGAG